Messenger RNA from Betta splendens (Siamese fighting fish), 905 nucleotides. RefSeq names its product atonal bHLH transcription factor 7 (gene atoh7). The transcript has a single exon. The record is from RefSeq and is a predicted model, not a curated record. Lineage: Eukaryota; Metazoa; Chordata; Actinopteri; Anabantiformes; Osphronemidae. Bases 1 to 429 code for a protein of 142 amino acids. Gene Ontology annotation, molecular function: protein dimerization activity. Gene Ontology annotation, biological process: regulation of DNA-templated transcription; neural retina development.
AUGAAGUCCCGUCGACAGAGCUGCACUGACUCGGGAUCAGAGUCCUCGGAGCUGGACUCCAAGAGCCCAGAGAAGUAUGAGACGGCCACGAGGCGGCGGAUGGCUGCCAACGCCAGGGAGAGGAAGAGGAUGCAGGGUCUGAACACGGCCUUCGACCGCCUGCGUAAAGUGGUCCCACAGUGGGGCCAGGACAAAAAACUGUCCAAGUAUGAAACGCUGCAGAUGGCUCUGAGCUACAUCAUGGCCCUCAACCGGAUCCUCACGGACGCCAAGAGGCCCGGCACUUGUCACAGGCAGUGGCUGGAGCUGCAGUUUGACUGUGUGCAGCCGGAGAACUACCCCUGCCUCAUAUACGACCCUGCCGGCGAACAGGACUACCUCCACUCAUCGUUCUCCUACCAGCUGGACGAGCACCAGGUCCACACAUGAACUGCUGCUGUAGAGUCAUGUUGGUAGAUGUGAGUGACAAUGUGAACGCCUUCCUCCAGUCUGGGAGACAGUAAAUACGUUUGUAUUGCAUUAUUUUUUUGUCGUAUUUAUAUAGCGUGACAAUCGAAACACUUCUGUUGCAUUUCAAGUCUUAACUUAUUUGUGCUAGGGAGUCCAGCAAUGUUGAGCAGUUUUUUGUUCGAAGCCCAGCGGCAUCUUUAUAUCGACCUUUAUAUUGUACUGAAGAAACAGGAAAUGGUGAAUCUGAAGCACGUAUUUAAACGUGCCCCCAAAAAUGUUGUGCAAAUGGUACAAGUUUAAGAAAAUCAUUGCGGUCUGAGCUCAGUAUGUAACUGCUUAGUCGAAAUGGAAGCAUGUUUGUAGCAAUGAAAAUACACGUGAUAUUAUUUUUCACAUGCAGACUCUAUUUUGUUACUUAAAAUGUCCGAUCAAAAAUUAAAACUAUUUUAUACGAG